ACUUCUCUCUGCAUUCAUCCCUCAGCAGCACAGCUCCGUUGGUCUUUCUACUCUUCUUGAUUUUUGACUCUGCUUGGAAGAAACAGCCAUGUCUCGGCAGUCUGCCUGCAGAAGCUUUGGAGGCGGGAGUAGAAGGGGCUACAGCUCUUGCUCUGCCAUCGGUGGUGGCUUUGGAGGAGGUGGCGGCAGAAGCAGGAUCAGUUACAGUUCAUACUCCUCAUCCAGGGGAGGUGGAGGAGGUGGACAUUGUGGAGGUUUUAGCAGCAGAAGCCUCCACAAUAUGGGUGGCAGCAGAAGAAUUACUGUAGGUGGAUGCUAUGGUGGUGGAGGAUAUGGAGGAAGAAUGGGUGGCUUUGGAGGAGGCUACGGAGGAGGAAUGGGUGGCUUUGGCGGAGGAAUGAGUGGUGGAGGAAUGGGUGGCUUUGGUGGCGGAAUGGGUGGCUUUGGUGGAGGAAUGGGUGGUGGAGGAAUGGGUGGUGGUGGAAUGGGUGGUGGAGGAAUGGGUGGUGGAGGAAUGGGUGGCUUUGGUGGAGGAAUGGGAGGUGGAGGAAUGGGUGGCUUUGGUGGUCCUGGCUUCCCUGGAGGCAUCCAACCGGUGCAAGUUGACCCGACUCUCCUGAGACCAGUCCAUGUUGAGAUUGACCCUCAAAUCCAGCAAGUGAAAAACCAGGAGAAGGAGCAGAUUAAGACUCUUAACAAUCAGUUUGCCUCCUUUAUUGAUAAGGUCCGCUUCCUGGAGCAACAGAACAAGGUCCUCUCCACCAAGUGGGAGCUCCUCCAACAGCAAGGGCCUUCGGGGCCAAGGAAGAACCUCGAUGUCAUCUUUGAAAACUACAUCCAGAACCUGAGGAGGAGGCUAGAGUCUCUCCUGGGACAGAGGGGACAGCUGGAGUCGGAGCUGCAGAACAUGCGGCAAUACGUGGAGGAGUACAAAACCAAGUACGAAGAGGAAAUCAACAGGCGCACUGCUGCUGAGAACGAGUUUGUGGUGCUCAAGAAGGACGUGGACUGUGCCUACAUGACGAAAGUGGAGUUGGAAGCCAAGGUGGGAGCUCUGACCGAUGAAAUCAACUUCCUGAGGUGCAUCUACGAGGAGGAGCUGGCGCAGAUGCAGACAAUCAGCCGGGACCUGUCCGUGGUGGUGUCCAUGGACAACAACCGGCACCUGGACCUGGACAGCAUCAUCGAGGAGGUCAGGCGCCAGUACGAGCAGAUUGCUCAGAACAGCCGGGCCGAAGCUGAGGCUUGGUACCAGAGCCGGUAUGAAGAGCUGCAGAACACCGCUGGAAGGCACGGGGACAGCCUCCGCCACACCAAGGUAGAGAUCCAAGAGUUGACCAGGAAUGUCCAGAGGCUGCGGGCUGAGAUUGAGAACGUGAAGAAGCAGAACCAGCAGUUGCAGUCAGCUAUUGCCGAGGCCGAGGAGCGGGGUGAGAUGGCCCUCAAGGAUGCCAGGAUAAAACUGGAAGAGCUGGAAUGUGCCCUGAGCAAGGACAAGGAGGAGCUGGCUCGCUUGCUGAAGGAGUACCAGGAGCUGCUGAACAUCAAGAUUGCGCUGGAUGUUGAGAUUGCCAUGUACAGGAAGCUGCUGGAGGGAGAGGAGAACAGGCUGUGCAAUGAUGGCAUGUCCAACGUCAACGUCUCUGUGGUAGGCAGAAGCACCAUCUCUGGAGGCAGAGGAGGCAUGGGAGGAGGCUUCGGAGGAGGCAGCGGUGGCAUGGGAGGAGGCUUCGGAGGAGGCAGCGGUGGCAUGGGAGGAGGCUUCGGAGGAGGCAGCGGCAUGGGAGGAGGCUUCGGAGGAGGCAGCGGCAUGGGAGGAGGAAUGGGAGGAGGCGUAUGUGGAGUAGGAGGCAGCUUUGGAGGAGGAAGCAUGGGCGGCAGCUGUGGAAUGGGAGGAGGAGUGUACGGCGGUGGCUUCUCUUCUGGAAGUGGAAGGAUGUGCGGCUCUGGAGGUGGGGGAUCGUCCUCCGUACGGAGAUGUGUCACAACCACCUCCGUCAAAUCUUCAGGAGUGAGAUUCUGAGCCCCAAAGCCAGAUUGAAAAAGGAAAGAAGCAUCUCCCAUCUUCUCCCGGCAGCAGCCCAGCCUCCUUAAAUCCAGCUCCGGCAUCCUGCGAUGAAACGAACUGUGUCCCUCACGGCCCACCACAACCCAGCUCAGCUGCCUGGCUUGGUCCCAUCCAGGGAGCGUCGUGGCAGUGCCAUGUCCCACCAAGAGCUCUGGCGAGCUGCUUGUUCGCUCCAAGCCCAGAGAUGAAAUAACCACCUGAGCAAAGAGAAGUCUCACCUGUGGAUACCCAGCACGGAGAGCUGAUUUACAGGAGGGGAGCGCUCUGCCUUUCUUGCUGUGUUGUACAUUUCUGGCUGCCUCGUGGCAAAUGUGUAUAAAACCCCUCUUUCUUCCUCUGUCCUCGUGUUCCUCCCUUGAUGGCCGUGUCCCUGGGGUGCUUCUGCAUGCAGUACAUCCCGCUGCUUCCAUUCACUAGCCUUUGGGGUCAGGGUAGAUGUGGGGCAAGUGGGACUCGUCCCUUGGCAGAGCCGAGGAGGGAGCAUCUUCUCGGCAGGUGCCCAGAGGGAUUAAGUGCCCCAGGGUGAAGCACCUGGGCGGCAUUGCUCACCUGGUAGCCCCAGGUGCGGUGUAAACGGGAGCUCUCUCUGGAGUGGUGGCUUCCCGUUCCACUUGUCCUUGCUCUCCGUGACACCUGGUAACACCUCACACACAUGUGGACUUUUUCUAAGGAGAGCAAAGCUUGCUCUUCACCGCCAGGCCCCCUGUGACAUGGCACGGGAUGUACUGUCCCCACCUCCCUUCCUCUUCUGUUUGUGGUAUGCCCUACUUCCUUGGGAUGUUGCCAUUCUCAAUAAAUUGCAGAGAACAUUCA
Messenger RNA from Tyto alba (common barn owl), 2881 nucleotides. Its product is annotated as keratin, type II cytoskeletal 3-like. Gene Ontology annotation, biological process: intermediate filament organization; keratinization. Gene Ontology annotation, cellular component: keratin filament. The record is from RefSeq and is a predicted model, not a curated record. The coding region runs from base 89 to 2023 and encodes 644 amino acids. Gene Ontology annotation, molecular function: structural constituent of skin epidermis. The transcript has 9 exons. NCBI's taxonomy places the organism in Eukaryota, Metazoa, Chordata, Aves, Strigiformes, Tytonidae.